AUGGAUGCCAGCAACGGCCAUUCGAGUGGCGGAGGAGCGUACGCUAAACCACAGAAGUGCAAUCAAAACGUUCAGGUUUACGUUCGCGUUCGACCCACAAACAGUCGCGAGAAGUUGAUCCGAUCACAGGAGAUCGUGGAGGUGAUUUCUCCCCGGGAGGUGCAACUCAAAUCCACCUACACCGAUUCGCGAACGUCGAAGAAGUUCACCUUUGAUCGGGCAUUCUGCCCGGGUUCGAAGCAGUAUGAAGUGUACCACUCGGUGGUGGCACCGUACAUCGAAGAGGUGCUGUCCGGAUUCAACUGUACAGUGUUCGCCUACGGUCAAACGGGCACCGGUAAAACGUUCACCAUGGUCGGUGAGGAGGAACCGGAGCUGAGUGCGGCUUGGGAGGAUGAUACGAUGACCGGUAUCAUCCCGCGCGCGGUCAAUCAUCUGUUCGAUGAGCUGCGAAUGACAGAGCUGGAGUUUUCCAUGCGCGUUUCCUACCUCGAACUAUACAACGAGGAGCUGUGCGAUCUGCUUUCGACGGAUGAUUCGGUGAAGAUACGCAUCUUCGACGAUGUGCAGAAGAAGGGCUGUGUGAUCGUGCAGGGUCUGGAGGAGAUACUGGUGCACAGUAAGGACGAUGUGUAUAAGCUGCUUGCGAAGGGACAGGAGCGGCGUAAGACGGCGUCCACGCUCAUGAACGCACAAUCGUCACGCUCGCACACGAUCUUCUCGAUCAUCGUGCACAUCAAGGAGAACGGCAUUGAUGGGGAGGAGAUGCUAAAGAUCGGUAAGCUUAACCUGGUCGAUCUGGCCGGCAGUGAAAACAUCUCGAAGGCGGGUAAUGAAAAGGGUAUCCGGACACGCGAAACGGUCAAUAUUAACCAGUCACUAUUGACGCUCGGACGUGUGAUAACGGCGCUGGUGGAGAAGACACCACACAUCCCCUACCGGGAGUCUAAGUUGACGCGCUUGCUGCAGGAAUCGCUCGGCGGACGCACAAAAACGUCCAUCAUUGCGACGAUUUCACCGGGUCAUAAGGACUUUGAAGAAACGCUCAAGUACACGGAAGAGAUCGAUCGAUUAAAGCGCGAUCUGCUGGCGGCCCGGGACAAGAACGGUAUCUAUCUGGCGGAGGAAACGUACAAUGAGAUGGUUUACAAGUCGGAAGCGACCACCAAGGAACUGAACGAUAAGUCAGCCCUCAUAAAAGCGAUGAAGGAGGAGCUGGCGAAGAAAGAGUUGAUCUUCAAGGAGGUGGCCGUCAGUUUGGAGGAACGCGAAGCAGAGUUACGCCGUACAGAGACGGAUCUGGGGAAGACGCGUCUCGAAUUGACCACCACUAAGCAAAACCUUUCGAAAACUAAGCGACGUUACGUGGAGAAGAAGGUCAUAUUGGAGGAGCAUAUCAAAACCGAGCAAGCAUUGACGGGCCAGGCAAAGCAAUUGAUCGAUGUCGUUGAGAUGGUAACGGAGGAUGCCGAUGGAUUGCAUGAUACGGUCGAUCGACGGAGGGAAGUCGACAGUAAAAAUCGGAACGCUACGGAAAAGUUUGUCGAUCGAUUUCGUCAGCGCAUAACGACCAUACAGAGCGAUGUCUCUAAUUUGGUCGCGGGAGGCAAGCAAUUAACGAGCUCUUUGAAUGCAGAGAUAGAGAACCAUCAUAAACAGGAACAGGAAUUGUAUGCCCAUACCCUAGGCUUCUUCUCGACACUGGAAACGGAAAGCCAAGCCUUACUACAGGAAAACAAUAACCUCGUCGAGGGUUUCAAGGCAACGUUGGGGGAUCAGUUGAACGUACAACACGCCUCUGCGAUUCAGUACCUUGAACAAGUCGAACGAAGUCGCAAAGCGUUGUUGCUAUCGUUUGUGACAACACUCGAUGAGUGUAAAGGUAGCGUAAGGAAAACCAUUAAAAGGCAAAGGGAAGAACAGCACAACCAACUGUUGAAUCUGAUGAAUCAUUGUGAAGCCAGAGACAUGCAAAAUGUCGAGGUCUGCACUUCGGUAAGCAGCAAACUCCAAGAAAUGGAAACAAUGGUGUCGGUGUUCGAGCAGAGCCGUAAUAAGCUGCAAGAGUAUAGGCAACAGUCAGAAUUGUCUCGCUUGGAAUCGCUGGAAGCAGUUCAAACGAUGGCGAAAAACGCGAAAAGCUUCUUCGAGAAUCAACUAUCUAGCUUCUUCCAGAAGAUGUGCGACGACUCGGAACAUCGUGCUCUGCUUUCUCAAACAGUUACUACUCUAGAGGACGAAUUCAAAAAUCAACAGCAUGCCACAGAGCAACAUUUGACAGCUAUUAAGCAAACGGUCGUUUCCCAGGAGAAAGCAAUCAGCGAAAGUACCACCACACGAGAACAGCUAAAGAAACAGAGCGAAGAGCUGAUGGCUCAACAUCAAACGAUAAUCGAUGAAAAGCUUAAAGAAACAUCCCUAGAUAAGGUGGAAAUCUGUGCGAAAGAGCUAGAAAAUUCUAUCUCCCAAGAGCGAAACCGUUUGGACGAUGCGCAGCAAGAUGCACAGCAACGGCUAGCCUCCUUUGUCAAUACGGUCUCCACCAAUAAUGAUAGCUUUGGGCAAUCGCAGCGCGCAACGUUUGAAAGAUUACAGGAAUGUAUGCGAGAACAGAAAACGGGCCGGGAGCAGUUUGCUGGAGCCGCGUGUGACCAGACCCAGCGCCUCGCGGAGACGCUCGCUACGAUCGAGCGCAAGGCUAAUGAGACACAGCUGGUAGAGCUACAGGCAGAGGUCGAACAGUUCCGACAGCAAGAACUGACCUUCUAUCAGCCAACCGGUAAGACACCAAUCCGUAAGCGUGUGCAGUACCCGCGAGAGGUUCCCAUGACCGCACCGGAUGAGCGAAUCAUUCGUCGUUACUGGCGUGAACGUGGUGACACAGAUACAUCGAUGACGAUAUGCGAGGAUGAAGAGAUUAGUCCGCAGAAAAAUGGUUACAAACGGUGUGACGAAAUUCGCAAUUCGACACCACUCGCGCAGAAAGUGUUAAACCACGUGCUGGAUGAAGAUAGGACUCACUUCAAGGAACUGCAAAUCUCUAACAUUGAUUCCAAGAUUUUAUCGUUACAUGUGUUAGAGGACAGCGGAGACGGUGAUAAAGAGAACAAAAGCACCCAAGAGUCUUAUUGAUUAGGUUGCGUAUCAUCCCGUAGUGUAGGUGUUUUUCGUUUUGGUUUGACUUUUUCUAUUUUAACUUAAGUUGUAUAAAAUAAAAGAGAAGCCUUUUUAUAUACGAGAUCGGCAGCCAGCCAUUUUGAAUGUCGUACAACAAAAGGAUGCUGACGCCUUCUUGAUAAUAGUUAAAAUUUAGUUGGGGCCAUUUAGAGGUGUAGGGAAGCCGCAUUUUAACAAAACAAAUGGAACGUACAUUUUGCUACCUUUGCUAUUUUAUCUUCCUUAACACGUGUAAUAACGUUACGUCAGUACUAAGCCUCCGCCGGCAUACAAUCCAGUUUUCGUAGGAAUCUAUUAUUGAUAGGUUGUAGGAAAGAGCAGAAAUUGUUUCCUGGAAACAGAUGGUUAUUUUUAAAAUAAAAAAGGACAACAACAGAUACGCAGAACUGCGAAAGAUUGUUUCGGAAUCAAACAGCAGAGAAAGCGGUUGCAAAUGUUGUAGUUCCUAUUUCGGUUGAGUGUAUUUCCACGUAGUGUAACACUUUUUUGUUUUUGAAUAUGUUAAUGUAUAAAUAUGAAACCAGUUCACCCACUUUGGCAACGAAAGAAAAGGGAUGAACUAGGUGUAGUCUAGUAGAUGACUUUGUGUUGUCGAUGGCGUGUCUUUAUCUAUUAUUGCUGUCAAAAGUUUAGAUAAAAUGGAUAAAACGUGAUCAAAAACACGUACUGCCCAUAAACGCAUAUCUGGCGCAUGUAAACUUUCGUUACUUAUGUUGCUUUCGACAUACGACUGGCAGCCUUUAAAUGAUUUGUUUUGCUAACAGUAAAAUUAUGUUUUUACACAAAAUGUUGAAAAAGAAAACAACCUAUUGACGAAAUUUGGCAAUAGAUAAGGGAUCAAUUUAUGAAAAUUUCAACCAAAAGCACCCGGAUCAUAGCAUCUUUAUGCGAAACCAUGAAUAACAUUGCAAAGUUGUUUGUAUUAUGCAUUUACUCUUGCCUUCCAUGCACAAAUAAACGAAUAUGAGUAACUAACACCAGUUUUUGUUUUAAAUUUUUGAUCAAAAUUUAAAUCCCUUUUGAACAAUUUGCUGUGUAAGUGUUCUGCAAUGUUCUUUAAAUGAUGACGUAAAAAUUUUGAUUAUUUGUUUCAGAAAUCAACUCCAUAUCAAAGAUACAUCGGAGCGGCGUUCCAAUAUCGUAUUUCUCAGUUGAGUUGUUUUCCUUUUAUGGGUAGCAUAAUAUUCGGUAAGUUUCGUUCGGUGUUAUCAUGCUCUAUCACGUCCUGAAACUCUUUUCUAACACACCGUUAAAAGUAUGACCUAAUUAAAAAAACAAUAAAGAAAGGAUGUGCCCUCGAGUUUGCUGACUAGGUCGAUGGUUGCUUAAUGAUGAUGAUGGUGAUUGAUAAUCCGGUUCUGAGGUUCUCUAGCUGGUUGCCAUCGUUUUCA
Anopheles darlingi is the source of this 4568-nucleotide messenger RNA. RefSeq names its product kinesin-like protein Klp61F (gene Klp61F). Gene Ontology annotation, biological process: mitotic spindle assembly; microtubule-based movement. Bases 1 to 3132 code for a protein of 1043 amino acids. The record is from RefSeq and is a predicted model, not a curated record. Gene Ontology annotation, molecular function: plus-end-directed microtubule motor activity; microtubule binding; ATP binding. The transcript is spliced from 7 exons. Gene Ontology annotation, cellular component: nucleus; spindle microtubule. Lineage: Eukaryota; Metazoa; Arthropoda; Insecta; Diptera; Culicidae.